CACAGGGCAGAGCGGGCGGCGGUUGGGGGGAAACGCUUGCUGGCUUUUUCAAAGCCGACUUCGCUCUCGCCGUCUCCUUCGCCUCUUCCCUUCGGAGGAGUGAUUGGCAGGCAUGCAGCCCAAUGAGACCGGGGCUAUUACAGCUACGUACGUACCCGCCCAUUAGCAAGGCCGCUGUGAUGUCUGGACGGGAGAUGGGACGUAAUUGGACUGACAGCACCAAGAGCCUAUGGAGUGUGGGCGACCAACGUGCUGUGUGGAAGGAGGAAAUUUCAAAAUAAAGCAGAUGUUGCAUCGUGCACUGGUAUCUCAAGGUUUUCCAAGUUACUCUCUUCUGUACGUGUUGGCAGGAAUGUAAACCUAAUGUUCUAGAUUAAUGCUGGAGGAAUUGGCUAGAGGUGCAGUUAACAGAUUCAAUAUUAAAUAAACAUGGGUGCAUUCUUGGAUAAACCAAAAACUGAUAAACAUAAUGCUCAUGGUACAGGGAAUGGCUUGCGUUAUGGCCUCAGCAGUAUGCAGGGAUGGAGAGUGGAAAUGGAAGAUGCUCACACAGCUGUUGUAGGUAUUCCUCAUGGCCUAGAGGACUGGUCCUUUUUUGCUGUCUAUGAUGGUCAUGCAGGAUCUCGUGUGGCAAAUUACUGUUCAACACAUUUAUUAGAACACAUCACCAACAAUGAUGAUUUUAGGGCGUCAGAAAAACCAGGAUCAGCUCUUGAGCCUUCAGUGGAAAAUGUCAAGAGUGGAAUCAGAACUGGCUUUUUGAAAAUUGAUGAAUAUAUGCGCAAUUUUUCUGACCUCAGAAAUGGAAUGGACAGGAGUGGCUCAACAGCAGUGGGAGUUAUGAUUUCACGUGAGCAUAUAUACUUUAUCAACUGUGGUGAUUCGCGUGCUGUUCUCUAUAGAAAUGGACAAGUGUGUUUUUCAACACAGGAUCACAAACCUUGCAACCCAAGGGAGAAGGAGCGAAUCCAGAAUGCAGGAGGUAGUGUAAUGAUUCAGCGUGUUAAUGGUUCAUUGGCAGUUUCUCGAGCUCUGGGCGACUAUGACUACAAAUGUGUUGAUGGCAAAGGCCCUACAGAACAGCUUGUUUCUCCAGAGCCUGAGGUUUAUGAAAUUUUAAGAGCAGAAGAGGAUGAAUUUAUCAUCUUAGCUUGUGAUGGAAUCUGGGAUGUAAUGAGCAAUGAAGAGCUCUGUGAAUUUGUUAAGUCUAGGCUUGAAGUAUCAGAUGACCUGGAAAAAGUGUGCAAUUGGGUGGUCGAUACUUGUUUACAUAAGGGAAGUCGUGAUAACAUGAGUGUUGUACUAGUUUGUUUUUCAAAUGCCCCUAAGGUCUCAGAUGAGGCAGUGAAAAAGGAUGCUGAGCUGGAUAAGCACUUGGAAUCACGGGUUGAAGAAAUUAUGGAGAAGUCGGGUGAGGAAGGAAUGCCUGAUCUUGCUCAUGUAAUGCGCAUUUUAUCUGCAGAGAAUAUCCCAAAUUUACCACCUGGGGGUGGUCUAGCGGGCAAGCGUAAUAUUAUAGAAGCUGUGUAUAACAGGCUGAAUCCACACAGAGAGAAUGAUGGGGACCCUGGCGAACCUGAGGAAAGUGGAACACAGGGGAAAUUGGUGGAAGCUCUCAGGCAAAUGAGAAUUAAUCAUAGGGGCAACUACCGCCACCUUCUGGAGGAGAUGCUGACUAGUUACAGGCUAGCUAAAAUACAGGGAGAAGAGUGCACUGCUGAACCAGCUACAGCAUCUACUUCUGAUAAUCUUGCUGGACCCAGUGACCCAGUGGCAGACACCCAAACAGAAUCUGAGAAUCAUCUUGCUGAAAUACAGAGCUCUAAUGAAGAUUCAGGGAGAAAUGAGAUGAGUGAUAAACAGGUGUAAUGUCUUUGUGUUGCACAUAGCCGAUUUGAUAGCUUGACCUAGCUGUUCUAAUGUAUUCAUAUGUCAGCACAUUGUUGCAUCAGUUCUAGAAAGUUAGUUUGUUUGUACCUACAUUUAUAUGUACAGACUUUUUAUAUGAAAAGUCAUCCUUUUUUGAGUAAUUUAAAAGUUACUAUUUACUGUAGUUUGGAUUAAUAAACAAAAUGUAAUUAAAUUUUAUAUUAUGUGUAGCAGGAAGCAGGACAUCUACAUUGCUGGUAGUUGGUAGUCUUAAGGUUUUACUUUUUUAAAACCCUGUGACACCAGUGAUAGGAAUUUUUGACAGAUGCAAAGCAAGUUUUUCUUUGUGUUGUAAGCGCAUUCCUAGUGAAUGCUGAAUUUUAAUACUUUACAUUACAUAUAUUAAUUAGCAUCUUAAUCAAAUACACCUUUUGUUCAAAUUUCUGAAUUGAAUUAUUUCACAGCAUACUAUCCUACAUAUUGCAUGUUUGUUUGAAUUGUAUAUAGUUCACAUUAUCAUAGUUACAAAAAUAAUUUUUCACUUGUUUUAGGAUUUAUGCCACUCUUUUUUUCCUCCAUGUAUGGUCCUUUCAAUUUAGACUGUAUCCUCUGUUCAGUGUGAAUAUCUUACUUAUUUUCUCGAGAACUGUAUCCUUCACUAUUCCAUAGGUUAUAGCAUAAUGUAUAUCAGACAAUAAUAUGUACUUAAAAUUAGUGUUUAGUGUGAAGCUCUAAAAAUUUGUUUAAAUCCAAAUAAAAAAUAUGAUGUGGAAUAAUAUCUGUAUGCAUAUUGACUUUAUUUAAGUAAUGUUGUUGAUAUUAUGCUACCUCAAGCUUUUUGGAAGUUCAUUUGAAAUACCAAUUAUCUAGUCAUGGUUUGGAAAUAUUUGUAGCUACUGUUAAUAACAGACAACAUGGAUCGUGACACUGUUUAUUAAACUAGCUAUUCCUACAAAUAUUCUGGGAGUUUUUAUUAUCAUAACUGUAAUCUGUGUUCUAGCAAUAUUUCAUAGUUUUAAAUUAAACACUACAAUAAAAUUGAGGCAAACAUGCUGUUGUAUUUUAGGUUAUAUUCUACAUUUUGUGUUAUAUUCCUCUUCAUUUUGUGUACACACAUGCACAUACACACUUUCAAGUAGAUUAGUGUAUUACUAUGUUACUGUGAAUCUAACUGCCUGUAGUUUAUUUCUGAAAUGCCAUUGUCAAAAGUAUGCCAUUGUCAGCAGUGACAAAGGUAUUUUGUCACAGUUUCUAUUAUAUUUUGGUUGCAGUUGUUGAAGCACUUGCACAAAAUUAUAGCUUUUAUCAUCCAACAAAGAUAUAAAUAAAAGUUCACUACCUCAGUGAGUAAGAUCCUGUGAGAACCUCUUGCUAAAUUCUCUUUCAAGAGUUCAGAAAUCUUCCUUAGCAUUUCACAGAUUAUUAUGUUUGUUUUUUUUAAGUAAUGGUUAGCUGAUGGAUUGAUGGACUAAUACACUGGGUGAUUUGUUUAGGUUUUUAUUUAUAUUCAUUGCAGUGCAUUAUUUUUAUUGCAUUAAUAUGUUCUGUAAGAGAAAAGCAUAGCUAAGCUUUUAAUUGGUAGUCAUGCUGCUUCCAGAGAUGAAUUCCAGAGAUUCUGUGGACAGAGAUAUACAUGGAAAAAGCGAUUUUGUGUAUGUGUGUAAAUUAGUAUAGAAAACGUGACCAUUCCUUUCAUUUUUUACUUGCUCGUGUUACACUUUAUUAUGUUGUUAGAAUUCAGUUAAUUAUGGAUGUUUUUUGUAUUGGUUAGUAUUAAUAUUUUUCCUCUUCUUUUCCUGUAGGGUGCUGGAGAUCUAGAAGAUCCGUGGUAGCCUUACAAAUCUACUAAAAUGCUUUUGAUUCUGAAAAAAGUGGG
Messenger RNA from Mauremys mutica (yellowpond turtle), 3745 nucleotides. It is a transcript of the gene PPM1B, whose product is annotated as protein phosphatase, Mg2+/Mn2+ dependent 1B. Gene Ontology annotation, cellular component: nucleus; cytosol. The record is from RefSeq and is a predicted model, not a curated record. Gene Ontology annotation, biological process: negative regulation of canonical NF-kappaB signal transduction; positive regulation of canonical Wnt signaling pathway; positive regulation of canonical NF-kappaB signal transduction. The coding region runs from base 430 to 1869 and encodes 479 amino acids. NCBI's taxonomy places the organism in Eukaryota, Metazoa, Chordata, Testudines, Geoemydidae. The transcript has 7 exons. Gene Ontology annotation, molecular function: manganese ion binding; protein serine/threonine phosphatase activity; magnesium ion binding.